AAUAAAAUAGCGAAUUACUCACACACCGUUUUUGCCGCCACUUCCGUAGCUACGGACACUUCAUUUUUCGGGGGAAGUAUUUUGCAGUGACACAGUCGAACUGUCAAGUUAACCAUGUUUAUCUGUGCAGCGAGGCAUCAUUUCCUGAGGAGCAGCCAUAUCUGUGGCAGCUGGGCAAGACCAACUAACUUUACAUCGUGUUGCAACACCUCUGUCAAAAUAUUUUUUACUGUGACCUGUACUCCAAGGACGUGGCAGAGACAGACCAGUAGCUGUGUUUACACUGAGAAAGACUUCAACCAGGCGGAGAUCGUGGAAAAGCUGCAGGCCUUCUCUGGUGGAUCUAUAGAUCUUUCCAAACAAGACUCUGGCAUAGCUGUUCUCACCAUCAACAACCCUUCCCGCAUGAAUGCCUUUUCUGGUACUAUGAUGGUGGAGCUGGAAGAGAAGGUGAGCCAACUGGAGCAGUGGACACAUGGAAAAGGCCUCAUAGUCCAGGGUGCUUCCGGUACCUUCUGCUCUGGCUCAGACCUUAAUGCUGUCAAAGCAAUUUCCAAGGCCCAAGAUGGCAUGAAGAUGUGCAUGUUCAUGCAAAAUACUCUCACUAGACUACUCAGGCUUUCUCUGAUCUCUGUUGCUCUUGUGGAGGGGAGAGCCUUAGGAGGAGGAGCAGAGCUUUCUACUGCCUGUGAUUUCAGGUUAAUGGCACCUGGCAGUGUGAUCCAGUUUGUCCACAAACACAUGGGUCUGGUUCCAGGCUGGGGUGGGGCUGCUCGACUAAUCCAACUGGUUGGCAGCCAGAAUUCCCUGAAGCUGCUUGGCGGCGCUUCAAAAGUAGACCCCGAAUUUGGCCUCCAGAUAAGACUGGCAGAUGGAGUUCUUCAGGACCCGCGAGAAGAAGAAAGUGCAGGGACUCUCCUGCAGCAGGCUGAAAAGUGGCUUAGUCAUUGCACCAACGGGCCACCGGCAGUGAUCCAGGCUGUGAAGAAGGUAGUGCUGUCAGGAAGGGAGCUCCCUUUAGCUGACGCUCUAAGGACUGAGAAGGAUGUGUUUGGGACAUUGUGGGGUGGUCCAACUAACCUGCAGGCACUAGCAAGCCAGUCCAAACACAAAUGAGUACACCAAGGGCGGUAGCAUUGUCUCAAUUUUAUUUAUGCUCCAUUUUACUGCUUUGUUGUUUCAUUUCCAGUAUGGAAUAAAACCAGACAGCUAAGAUGAAGAACAUUCUUGCCAUUUAAGGAAAUAAAAGCUGCCUAUGCAGUAGUUCACCAGCUAAAGUUCCUGUGUUACUGAUGCUGUGAUGAUGUGGCCACUCGGAAUCAGCAGCACUUAGAUCCAGACACUGAUAAGGCUUAUCUCCUUUACAUGUAUCGCCAGGAAAAUAUAUUUCCGUUAUUUCUUUUCCUCAGCCAAAAUUAAAGACAGAAAACCUAUCAAAUAAUAAAUUAUAAACAAUGCCUGCCUAUUGUAUAUUUAAUAAGACAAGGCUUUGGCACCGCCCGUGUUCUCUGUAGAAAACUGGUCAAACAUACAAGGAUGUGGCCAAGAUGCUAAAUGUCCAUCCAUCCAUUUACUACCGCUUCUCCCUCUUGGAGUUGCGGGGGUGCUGGAGCCUAUCCCAGCUGCACUUGGGCGGAAGGCAGGGUACACCCUGGACAAGUCGCCACCUCAUCGCAGAUAAGACAACAUUCACGCACUAGGGCCAAUUUAGUGUUGCCAAUCAACCUAUCCAUGUCUUUGGAGAUGAAAGGAAGACAAAGGGAGCCCACGCAGUCACGGGGAGAACAUGCAAGCUCCACACUCGGCCCCGGGGAUCGAACCCAGGACCUUCGUUUUGUAAGGCACACGCACUAACCCCUGUGCCACAGUGCUGACAUAUGCUAAACAUCGUAAAAUGAAUUGAGACUAGAGGUGAAAUCAAGGUUUGAAAAUUUCCAAUGUAUACAUGUUCUAAGGAAGCUAACAUUUACAUUUGUGAAUGCUGCAUCAUAUUUACAUGCAUACACAUUACCUUAAUUUAAAGGUGCCAAAUUCAUGGCCAAGGGAUCCUCUUCAUAACUGUAUGUGGUCCAUGCUAAUGCCUGGAAAUAUGUCAAUAAAGUAUUUUAUCUUUCCUUA
Messenger RNA from Nerophis lumbriciformis (worm pipefish), 2118 nucleotides. RefSeq names its product enoyl CoA hydratase domain containing 1 (gene echdc1). Gene Ontology annotation, biological process: fatty acid beta-oxidation. NCBI's taxonomy places the organism in Eukaryota, Metazoa, Chordata, Actinopteri, Syngnathiformes, Syngnathidae. Gene Ontology annotation, molecular function: catalytic activity. Gene Ontology annotation, cellular component: cytosol. The record is from RefSeq and is a predicted model, not a curated record.